Molecule: messenger RNA, 552 nt
Organism: Huiozyma naganishii CBS 8797
Lineage: Eukaryota; Fungi; Ascomycota; Saccharomycetes; Saccharomycetales; Saccharomycetaceae
Gene: MRPL36
Product: mitochondrial 54S ribosomal protein bL31m
Exons: 1
Coding region: 1-552 (183 amino acids)
Biological process (GO): mitochondrial translation
Cellular component (GO): mitochondrial large ribosomal subunit
Molecular function (GO): structural constituent of ribosome
Source: RefSeq, a predicted model, not a curated record
AUGUUUAAGGGUAAUGUUUCUUUGAUUGCCAGAGUGCGCCACGCCUCCACGGGUGGGUACCCUGGAGCGAUGAAGACAGCUAUUCCGAGGCGGCCUGUGCGCAAGAUCCCCAUCGGGAAGGCGCGGCCCGCGAUCUACCACCAAUUCGACGUUGCUGUGGAGAUGAGUGACGGGAGUGUGGUGAUGCGACGGUCGCAGUUCCCGAAGGCAGAGCUCCGGCUGAUCCAGGACCAGAGGAACAAUCCGCUCUGGAACACGAGCCGGUCAGACCUUGUCGUCGUCGACGCCAACGCAGCCGGCAGCAUCGGCAAGUUCAAACAAAAGUACGGGACCAUGUUUGCCUCCCCAGUGGAGGAACCGCCAGCCCAGAAGGCAGCACCACAAGAGAUUAAUAAACUACGGCAACCCCCAACCCCGGAUGCACCUGCACCUGAAACAGAACAAGAACCGGCACCCGCAGCACUCGAAGACUACCUGGACAUACUCGACGACAGUACGCAGCAGAUCAAGACGGGCAAACUGGCCAGCAAGAGACGGCCCAAGAAGAAGUGA